AUGACGACUUCUACUCAGAACGAUUUAGUGUCCGAAACGAAGCGGAAACGAGCUUCCGAAUAUGAAAUUCUUACUUUAGAAAUGUCGAGUAUUAGUUAUUCCUCACCUGCUGACUCCACCACUAACUCCUCAAAGCAACAAACCGAUCCUUCGACACAUACCGGCUCGAAGAAUGACCCUCACUCGCAACCCACUAAACGUGCCAAGUUGUUGUCCAACGAUAGCACGGAAGACGAAAAUAUCGUUGUCGAGGGUGACGAGACCUUUCGUAAACCAGAGGAUAACAACCUCAUUUCGACGAAUGAUAUAGGGGAAAAUGAUGGUGGCCACAGCGACUCGACCGGUGAUGAGAUGCAACUAGACAACGUUCAACCGGUGGUGCAAAAUCACAUGUCACAAGAGUUCUCUCGGAAUGGUACCCUCAAUUCGAACGGUGUUGGAAAUCACCUGAAGUCGAAAUUUAAUAUGGAAAACGGUGACGGUAAUUGCAAGAUAUCCUCGAAAAACACAAAAAUGGAAGACCUCAUCUCCGUCCGAACCCGUCCGAAGUCACUCCCAACGAACGGCGGAAAAGACAAGAUAACUCGAGGCAACGAUAUUCAUGAUAAUAAACUCGACAAUGAGAAAAUUACAAAUGAGUACGAUCAGAGGGUGGAACAGGAGAAAGUGGAUGCCCACGAGUUCAAGGUUUUAUUAUCCAAAAUUAUGGAUAUCUUGGAAUCCCGCGACGCACACCAAUUUCUGAGAAACGGCAGGGAUGGACAAGCUCUCGGCACAAAUGCCGAAGGUCAAGCGCUGAAUUCCACCAUUAUACGUGCUAAGAUCGAAAGCAAUCAAUAUAAUUCCUUGAAAGGAUUUCAGCAUGACUUUGUCUCCAUCAUUAAUGAUGCAAUGUUCAAAAACCCACAAAGCUACGACUUUGGAAGGCAGUUUAUUAGGUUCGGAUCUCGGUUAAUUGAACAGGCUGUUAAAGAGGUUCCGAGUGUCAAACGACAUCCAGGCGUCGUCCCUAAGAGGUCUCAGAAGAUUGCUCUUGUCCAACCAACAACCAAUGGGCACGUCUUCUCAAGUGGGAUACUGAAGCAGUCAAUCUUGGAUAAUCAAAAAUUUAAAUUAGUUGGUGACGCAAAAGACGUGGCGGUGAUUCCCCAACAAUCAAUGAAUGACAUUCCUUCCCUCGGUGCCCUCUUUCCCCAAAAGAUCAAGAAACCAGAAUCCGAAUUAUCUCAAGAUCUCGUCGUCCCCGGAGGUACGCGUGUCUUUCUGAUUACUUCAAUCGACUUUCUUGGCAAACGUGGGUGUGAUCGUUCGGGUUCAUAUUUGUCCUAUGAAGAUACGAUGAUGGUGUAUGCAUAUAAAAAAGCGAAGAAGGUGACAGAGGACGAGGAGAAUGAUGCAGAAAAAGAUGCCGAAAUGUUGACUGAAACUGACCAUGAUAACUUGGAGAACGAGAGUGCGACGACAUCCAACGAACUCGUUGAUCAGUUGAAUGAUUCGGAUAUUACCAUGGAUGAGCUUUUCGGAGAUAUCGACAUCGAAAUGAUAUAUGAAUCGUUGGAAGACGAGGACAAUAAUAAUCCUUUGUCGGACAAAAAGUUGGAUAAGAAUGUAAAAAUGUUUUUGGAAUUGCAAAGAUUGCAAAACAAAAGAUUUACAACAAAUCCUGAUGUUAUAACUUCGGAAGAGAGAAAUCUUGGCAUGAAGCUACGAAAACGACUCGCGGAAAUGAUAUCCGUUGUUCCACCAUCUAAACUAGUUCACCCUGGUUCCAUAGAAAAAGCCAUGACUAAUUUGCCCAUACGUGAGUCGGCAUUUAGAGGGAUGCUUCCGCCCAACAAUUGCCGCGCGUAUCCCUCAAAUGAAGUGUCCCGCGAAGCUUUUGAUAAUCCACCAAAUGUGAUCCGACCUUCGGAAUCUACUCAACUAACUCCUGCUGUUGCUCGACCAACGGUAAUGGGACCGCCACCACUACCACAAUCCCAAGCGCGACCACGACUUCAUCAAACACUCUCACAAAUUCAUGCACCACCACCACCGCAACCAUUUCAACAACCAAAUUCACAAAUCCAAGCGCCACAUUAUCACUCACAAGUACAAUCAUCCUCACAGCCCCAUUCGCAGGUACAUCCACAAUUGCAAGCACAACUGCGACCUCAACAACCGCCACCGCGUCCACAAGCAACGGGAUACCCGCCAGUGAAUUCACAUUUUAACACGGAAUACGGAAUUCCUGUCAGGGUAUCACCGCCCCCAAUCGAGUCAUGGUUGGCAAAUGCGGCCAGAAUAUUAGACUGA
Messenger RNA from Acaulospora colombiana, 2295 nucleotides. The record is from the annotation of a GenBank genome assembly. Lineage: Eukaryota; Fungi; Glomeromycota; Glomeromycetes; Diversisporales; Acaulosporaceae.